Molecule: messenger RNA, 1492 nt
Organism: Triticum dicoccoides
Lineage: Eukaryota; Viridiplantae; Streptophyta; Magnoliopsida; Poales; Poaceae
Product: probable flavin-containing monooxygenase 1
Exons: 1
Coding region: 130-588 (152 amino acids)
Molecular function (GO): flavin adenine dinucleotide binding; NADP binding; N,N-dimethylaniline monooxygenase activity
Source: RefSeq, a predicted model, not a curated record
CACAGUUGGCUUAUUAUUCAGUAGAGUUUCCUUCUCUUCAUUAUUUGAUGCUGCUGUGAGUCCCGUAGCGUAGCACUACCUUUCACACCGCCCGUCGUGGACGGAGCACACACACAUACAAAUCGACCGAUGGGCCUGGAUGAGAAGAGCGUGGCCAUCGUGGGCGCCGGCGUGAGCGGCCUGGCGGCGUGCAAGCACCUGCUGGAGCGCGGCUGCCGGCCGGUGGUCUUUGAUGCGGGCGACGCCGUCGGGGGCGUGUGGCCGAACGCCAUGGAGGGGACCAGGCUCCAGGCGCCACGGCACAUGUAUCGUUACUCCGACUUCCCCUGGCCGGACUCCGUGACGGAGAUGUUCCCCAACCAGCGCCAGGUCGCCGACUACCUCCACGCCUACGCGCGCCGCUUCGGCGUGCUCGACUGCGUCAGGCUCGGCCACCGCGUGACCAGCAUGGAGUACGUCGGCGUGGCAGAGGAGGAGGUGGUGGCGUGGGAGGAGUGGGCCGGCUGCGGCCAGGCGUUCGGCUCCGGCGACAGGGAGUGGCGCCUCACGGUGGCCGAUGACGAAGGUCACAUAGAGGUAUCGACAUGAUAUGCUACUACUGCGCAAACGUUUUUCCAUAUAGGAUUAGGAUGAUGAUAUUCAAGUAGAUAUAAACUUGGUACAAUUUGGUUUGUUCGUGGUCAUGGUCUUCAAGAUCUUCUGACCAUAAAAUCCAAUCUUGCUGAGCCUUCUUGAUUCGAGCUUGCUCUCAUAAUCACAUAGCAAUGGGAGUCGAGUGUUGAGGGAAGAAAUGUCAUGUAUGGAGUUCUCAAUUCUUUAUAGAUAAGCAUGCACCCACGCAACCACCACCUAACCAUCCAUCAUGUAAAUGGCAGUAGUCCUAAUCUCUCGAGAGUCAAUAUGGCGACUAUAUAUAUUGGUUUGGAUGGCGACCUAUACUUUCUUUUUGAAAGGAUGGCGACCUAUUGUUACGCUCCUCACACCUACCACACCGUUGUGUGUGUGUGGUGUGCGUGCCUGAGGACAACAGAAAAGAACGUGUUGAAUGUCAUCAAUCCCGGUCUUGCAAACUGGACAUUGCAGAAGGACUGGAAUGUGUCUUGCGGCUAAGAUUCCCAUGCAUGGUAGUACACCCCGGAGCACCUUCCAUCCAAAGUGUUUUAUUUUCCUUGGAGUAUAUAGUUAUCAAAGUUGUUUCCAUAUGGAGUUUAACUGAACGCUACCCUGUCCGACCUGGCUAUUUGGCUCCCAAACUGAUGGUUAAACUCUGCGUGGUACGCCGACUGAACUGAGAAGGUUCCUGACCUUGUAUACUACCACGCCACAAGAUCUUCCAUGGCCUCCGUCCGGAGAGGAAUUUGAAUUAUUCUAGCGACACCAACCUGUGAAAAGACAGACCUAAUAAGUUCCAGAUCCCAUUGUCAUGUGUGAGGGUCUAUAAUUUCCUCCACUAGGUGUUAUAACAUUGUCCUUGCUCUAGGUGUUCUUUUUU